Molecule: messenger RNA, 651 nt
Organism: Kuraishia capsulata CBS 1993
Lineage: Eukaryota; Fungi; Ascomycota; Pichiomycetes; Pichiales; Pichiaceae
Exons: 2
Coding region: 1-651 (216 amino acids)
Biological process (GO): mRNA splicing, via spliceosome; maintenance of RNA location
Cellular component (GO): nucleus
Molecular function (GO): protein binding; mRNA binding
Source: RefSeq, a predicted model, not a curated record
AUGAGCUACGACGAUAGGAGAGGAUAUAAUGAUAACAAUCGCUGGCGAUCGGGUUCCAGCCAUAAUAAUACAAGAUACAGAGACAAGUCUCCAGACAGGGAGAGCCGACGCAGCUACCGCGACAGAGCUCGAGACGAUGACAGGGAUGACCGGGAGUUUCGCGACCGAGAAAAACCCAAAGUGUUGAAGGUUAAUGUCAAACCCUCUGGAUUACUCGCCAAAGAAUCAAAUAAUGCCCAAGGAAAGAAGCUGAAGUAUGCUCCACCAGUUGACGAGGCAAUACCCCAAGCAGACACCAAACCCGAAUUCUAUCUUUACAUGUUCAAAGGAGAAGAUCCAACGCCGAAAAAAGUACCUCUCGUGGGUUUCAAGUCUUUUUUUUCGUUGGGGAGCGAGGAGGGAUCGGUGGACAUAGUGCUUGAUGACCCUAAGGUAUCCAGACAACACGCUGCGAUCCAGUUCAAACAAGCACUCAACGACGAUGGAGGCGGGACAAUAAAGCCUUAUGUUAUUGAUCUGAGCUCACGCAAGGGGACUUUUUUGAAUGACGAGAAGAUCCCAUCGUCCAGGUUCGUGGAGCUGAAAAACAAGGACUCUAUCAGGUUUGGAGAUAUUGACUCUGAGGUCGAAUUUUUGUUGAUUAUCAAUUGA